Molecule: messenger RNA, 2762 nt
Organism: Tachyglossus aculeatus (Australian echidna)
Lineage: Eukaryota; Metazoa; Chordata; Mammalia; Monotremata; Tachyglossidae
Gene: GDPD5
Product: glycerophosphodiester phosphodiesterase domain containing 5
Exons: 18
Coding region: 242-2056 (604 amino acids)
Biological process (GO): positive regulation of neuron differentiation; lipid metabolic process
Cellular component (GO): plasma membrane
Molecular function (GO): glycerophosphodiester phosphodiesterase activity
Source: RefSeq, a predicted model, not a curated record
CUCCGGUGGCGUCCACUCCAGUCCCAGCUCCGGCCGCUGCCAGGGCCGAGGCGGAAAAACGAAGCCCGGGGACGGCGGAUCCUUGCGGAGCUGCCCAGGAGGCCGUGAAGAUCCCGCCCUCGUUUGUGGAAAACCACCCGCUCCCCCGCCGGCUGGAACGGAGCCUCAGCUUGGACAGGCCGACCCCAGGGCUCCGGAGCCAAUGGGGCAGUGACGCUGGUGCGGCGACCCGGGCGGGAGCAUGGUCAAACACCAACCCCUCCAGUACUACGAGCCGCAGCUCUGCCUGUCCUGUCUGACCGGGAUCUACGGCUGCCGCUGGAAACGCUACCAGAGGUCCCACGACGACACCACCGCGUGGGAGCGUCUGUGGUUCCUCCUCCUCCUCCUCACCUUCUUCCUCACCCUCACCUGGUUCUACCUUUGGUGGGGCAUCCACAAUGACUACAAUGAAUUCAACUGGUUCCUCUACAACCGCGUGGGAUCCUGGAGUGACUGGUCCAUCCCCAUUCUGGCCACAACGGCCGUCGGCUUCACCUACGUCACAGCCCUGCUGAUCCUGGCCCUCUGCCACAUCGCCGUGGGACAGCAGAUGAACCUGUACUGGCUGCACAAGGUUGGGCUGGUGGGGAUCCUGGUGGGCGCCGUCGUGGCCCUGGCGUCCGUGGCCCAGCUCUGGCAUGACGAAUGGGCAGUGCUGGCUAUCUCCCUGCAGGGCACUGCUCCGUUCCUGCACAUUGGGGCCGUCGUCACGGUGACCUUGCUGUCCUGGCUGGUGGCUGGCCAGUUUGCCCGGACAGAGAAAGUCUCAUCUCAGGUGGUGAUCUUUACUGGCUACUUUGCUGUGGUUUUGGCGCUGUACCUAGUGCCCCUGACCAUCUCAUCCCCCUGCAUCAUGGACAAGAAGGACCUGGCUCCCAAACCCGCCAUCUUUGGCCACCGGGGGGCACCCAUGCUGGCCCCUGAGAACACACUGAUGGCUUUCCGCCAGGCCGCCGAGCAGCAGCUGUCUGGGUUUCAGACCGACGUCGUCAUCAGCCACGACGGGGUCCCAUUCCUGCUGCAUGACGCAACACUGAGACGCACAACUGACGUGGCUGAGCGCAACCCCAAGCUCGCCCAUCUGCCCGCCUCCAUGCUCAACUGGACUGACUUGGAGCAGCUCAAUGCAGGGCGCUGGUUCCUGGAGACCGACCCGUUCUGGACGGUGAGCCACCUGUCCGGCCCAGAGCGCAGAGAGGCAGGGAACCAGUCGUUGUGUAAGUUAGCUGACCUGCUGCAGCUCCUGGGCCCCCGGGCCAACUUGACGCUGCUCCUGAGCCUGCAGCGCCUGCCGCACAACCACCCGUACCGUGCCUCUGCCGCCAACCGCACGCUGGACGCCAUCCUCGGCUCCCCCGUCCCGCAGAGCGCCGUGAUGUGGCUGCCCCAGAGCCACCGGCAGCUGGUGAAGGAAGUGGCACCAGGCAUCCAGCUGGCAGCGGGCACUAAGGAGGAUGCGGCCAGUUUGAGGCGAGAGGGCAUCCAGAGGGUUAACCUGCGCUACACUCAGGUCUCCAGCCAGGACAUCAGGGAGUACCGGGCCCAGAAUGUGUCGGUCGGCCUGUUCACCGUCAAUGAGCCGUGGCUCUUCUCCCUCCUGUGGUGCGCUGGGGUCCAGUCCGUCACGUCCGACAACACCCUCGCCCUCUCCAACGUGCCUUCCCCUGGCUGGAUCCUGCCCCCCGACGAGUACUUUCUCAUCUGGCUCACCUGUGACCUCAUCUCCUUCACUGUCAUCGUGGGCGUAUUUGUGCUGCAGAACUAUCACUUAAUCAGGUGGAGGUGGGGCAGCGCCCGCACCUACAAUCCCGAGCAGAUCAUGCUCAGUGCCGCCGUACGCCGCUCCAGCCGUGACGUCAAGAUCAUGAAAGAGAAACUCAUCUUCUCAGAGAUCAACGACAGCGUGGAGAGCGUAGAUGAGUUGGGCUUAGCCUGCGGCCACGACGGCUACUCGAACCGCGCGGUCACCCCCGUGCAGCUGCGCCGUGGAGCCGGGACACCCAGGGACCAGUGAUGAUGUGCUCGCCCUCACCCCAGACUCCCCAUCUCCGCCCCCCACCUCCAGUCCCGACCGAGUGAGCAAGUCCUGCCGGGCAGGCCCCCAGGGCUGACCACCCCACCCCUCUGACCUGCGGGAGAGGGCGGGGAAGGGUAUGUAUCCCCACGAGUCCCGGGCACCACCACCCUGCCACCAUGGGAUGCGGGGGUGCCUCAAGGGGCACGCACCGAACCGCUCCCAGAGGGCAGGGGCACCAGCCCCGCUCCCCAAUGUAAAUACUCAAGCACAAGGAGGACCAGGAGAGGAAAUAACUUAUUUAAUGAUGGGAGCCUGUCCUCCGCCCCCUCCCCUAGCCACACGCGGCAGGGCCAAGGAUGGGGAGGGACCCGGGACCUUCCCCAUUCUGCUCCUUCCCUCCCCUCCCUCCCCGGAGAUGCAACUGGACUUUGAUGCCACCCUCUGUCCCAACCCCCUCCCCGUGGGGAUUUUAUUUAUUUAUUUGGUUCCGGAGCCCCAGGAGGCUGAAGAGGAUUGGGGGUGCUGGACUGGCCCCAGGGUACCCAGGGUCUGGCAGGGGGGUGGAGCGGAGGAGGUGGAGGAGGUGGGCAGGGCUGAUCCAAGAGUUCCUCUCGCCACAGAUGGGGCAGCUGCCCCAGGGUAGAACCGGAACCCGCCCCCACCCCCCUUCACCCUCUGUGAAAUAAACUUUCAGUAUCUCUGA